AAUAGUAUUGAAGGAAAAUCUGCUCGAUGGUGUUUGUUUUCGCGGAGAGCGAAUAGCGGAACUGUUGUGUUUGUCGCACAAUCCUUCAACCGCCAUAUUUGCGCUAUCUGUCCGGGAAUAAUAAUUUAGUGGUCUGUGCCAUGGCUCUGUGCGGGGGUGUCGGAGCCAUGGCUUUACCUAGUGAGCUUAUCGUACACAUAUUUUCCUUCUUGUCUGACCGUGACAAGCUUCGGGCCUCGUCCGUGUGCUCUCGUUGGAGGGAGUGUCUGUUUUACCCAUCGCUUUGGACGGAGCUUAAGUUGCGGGUUGGAGGUGGCUCAAACGGGGGAGGCUCUGGCACGGAACAUACCCCAAGAUUAGAAUUUCUUAUGAGGAAGUUCGGCUCCUUUGUGCGCGAAUUACAGCUCGAGUUUGCGCCUCUGGAAGGAUAUCUUGGCCCACUGAAUGGAGUGGAGAGCAGGAUGGAACCUGUCGAAAACGACCAUCGAUUCCCUGAUCGCUGGAAAGAAGCAAUUAUGACCUAUUUGGACCAGGUGUUGUGUGUACUUGGAUGUAUUCGAAACAACAGAAAUCUCCAGAAAUUAAGUCUGUAUGGGGAUACGUGCAUUCUUCAGGAUGAGGGCAUUUUGGACAGUGCCUAUCUAAACCAGGUUGAUCAAGGUGGCAAGAAAAUCAAAGAGAUCCAGCAGUUGUUUGUGGAGGUUCUGUCUAACAGCCGGCAGAUGAAGUGGCUAUCCUCAGCCUUCAUGAUGGGUGUGGUGACCCCCUGCUCCCUAGCCUCUCUGUCCAACCACAGCGCCGGCUCCCUGGAGCACCUUAGCCUGCUGGACAACCAGCUGCAGUGCCUGGUCUACCCCGUGGAGCUGGAGCGUCUGGUCCACCUGCGUUCCCUGGCCCUUAACUUCUGUGACUUCACCUCUGAGAUGUGCCACCUGCUGGCCGGGAGAGACCGCGCUCCAUUGCACCGCCUCUCCUUGAUGCUCAACGGCGUCACUUUGGAGGCCAAGCCGCUGGACGGCACUGCCAGUGACGAAGACUGGAAGGCCCUGGUCCGACAGAGUGCUAACCUGCGGGUCUACGUGAUGGCCCUGGACGUGUGCAGCCAGGACCUACUGAGGGUGCUUAAGCCCAGUCUGCCCCUGGAGAGGAUCCACCUGGACAGCUACUCUGCCUUGGUCACAGACGGCAACCUGGAGCUCAUAGCCCAGCAGUACAACAAGACCCUGAGUCACUUUGUUCUGAUGAGGGAUGACAGCGGCUUCCCUGACCUCAGCGUCAACCGCAACGAGGACCCGCUGGUCCUGCUGGCCUGGCGCUGCAUACACCUCUCUGUCCUGGUCAUCCACGGCUACACCGUGUGGUCCCACAACCUCGUUGCCAUCUCCCGCCUGCGUGGCUCCAGCCUCAAGGUCCUGGCUGUAUCUGAGGAGAGCAUCGACUUUGACCCAGAACAGGGGGUUUACAUGGAGGGCGACCCUGUCCACAACCUGGUGAAAGAGGUAUCCCUGGGCCUGGGGCGUGUCUGGCACCCUUCCAUGGACUCCAACCUGGUCCUCAGCGAGCCCACCCAGCACUUCCACCGGGAGAUGCAGAGUUUCAGCUUGGGCAUGUAGGCCAGAGCUACAGCGACUAGGCCGGUCCUCUGUCUGGGUCGUGUUCAUUAGGCACCAAAUGAAAGAAAACAAGACCAAAACUGUGAGGGACUACCUGGACAUGUCUAAUAAGAAAUGGUUAUUUUCUUUUUUCUGUUUAAAAUGUUUUCCGAUGUUUUUUUCUGCUGCGUGCCCUAAUGAACACAUCCCUGGUCUGGCCUGCUGAAUAUGCUCUAUGUUUGUCUCCAUGGCCUGUUCAUCGUCUGGGUCCUAUCUCAUUUACAUACUUUCUUUUUUUGUUUUUGUUAAUUUUCUUCUCUGUAGAGUGAACUAAUCAUUUGUGCUGUGUUUAAUCAGUAUUAGCUCUAUAUUUAUAUCUAUCUAUAUAUAUCCUGCUUAUAAAUAGGAGAGUAUAGUCGGGUAUUUGUUUAGUAGCUAAUUGAUCGAUUGGUUUAAGGAAAGUUUUCCUUUUUCGCUUUGUGUUUUCUGUCUGUUUUUCACAUAAUGAGCGCUGAGUUACUAUAACCUAACUAUCAGUUAAUCCACCUUGGCUUUUUGCAAUGUUGGAAUCGUGUGUAUGUCCGCUUGUUAGGGCAGUUCAGUCCAGUGGUCUUCCGACAGAAGGAGGGACAGGGUUGAUGGACUGUAGUUAGGCCCUCUCUCUGCCCGUACCUUCCCUUUCUGCAAUUUCCAUUUGUGUUUUGGAGAGGAUGUUGCUCGUCAACCCGGAGGUGGGAUACGAUACACUUCUGCUGAAAUCAAGUGCUUAGGUUUCCACGAUGACACGCUCACACUGAGAGCCUUUGAGCUGCCUACGUAAAGCCGCAGUACUUAUGUCAGGAACCAGUGUUGCAAGCCACACACUGCAGUCUUCUCUCGGAAACAUCCUCUCUGUCUCAGGUAGGCAAAACGUGACGAUGAGGACUGUGAUGGUAGUGAUGGUGAUGAGGAUGUAUAGUAUAAAACAAUCAGCUAGUCUGUCAGUUGAAUCCAGUUUUUCUUGUCACAGUUGCCUUGGAAAUCCCCCCCCCCUUUUCUGGAUUCAGUUGUUUUUGCCAUCAAACCGUCCCCUUUACACCGGGGUAAACCAAUUUAGUUGUACAUUUGUUUCAAGAUUAAGGUGUUGAAAGAGUUUAACGAAUGGCAAAAAGCUACUCCUUGCACAUAUUUCUCUUCUUCGCCAUUUUAGCGUAAAGCACUUGCUUUGUUGACUUACUCCAGAACAGUGUUUCACCCGCUGAGCGUUGGAUUGAGGGAUGCAUUUGUUUGCUUGUUCCAUAUCUCAGGAUUUUUGCACUUUCUGUACUUUUUUUUUUUUCCAUGGAAGGCUUUCUUUUAAUGUAAAGCCGUCUGUUCUGAGGGCCAGUGAGUGUGAUGCAGAGCAGAAUACUGAAUACUAAUGCUGGGAAAAGGGCGCUCCCAACACAACACACUCCAGAGGUGGUUGGUUUUAUUUUUCUAGCCUUGUUCCCUUGUUUCACUUUUAAGAAGGUUAACAUCCUGUGAAAUUACUUUUAAUGACAUUUUCUAUUGUGUUUUUGCUGUUUUAGAGCUCAGAGUAGUAGAGGGAAUCUGAGGUUGAUUGCUCAGUGGUAGAAUGUAAACGUGAACAUGACUGCCCAGUGAUAAUAACCCUUUUUAAAGUGCGUAUUCUGUUAACUCGUGCCCAAAUAAUGUUAUUGAGUCAUCCCGCACUCUUAUUUGUGGCCAUAGCAUGAAUUGGAGAAACAAAUAUCUAAAACAUCUCAAACCCCUCCCUCAAGCAGACUGUUGAAAAGGUUAAGAGUAUGAUGUCGCGCUCAUUGUUGACGGGCAGACGUUUGAGUUCAUUUGCAGCUCAUUCACCUAAUCAAGGGACUAAUUAUUAUUUAAGUUGAAUCGGUUGUGCUAACCAACAUUGAAGGUCUGCCGGGCCCCUGGGAGUGGUUUAAAAACCUUUGUCUAAAGAAAUAUUGGAAGGCCAAUUGGUAUUCUACAUGAAAAAUUCUCUUUUUAAUGGCUGGUGCAUGCCCACACCCAUUCUGUUGUUGGGUUAACCCCACACAAUUCCAACACUGAAAAUAAGCUUUUUAACAUGCUUUAUAAGCCGUUAUCGGAAAAGGAAACAAUUAAACUCAUUGUAGGUUAUUCAAGGUCAUAUUUCCAAAAAAUCUGGAAAUAUUGGGCAGUUACUUGAAGCUAGCGACCUUUUUAACACGUCUGCUAUCCAGAAUUCCCCCUAUAUACGUACAUCUUUCUCUUUUUCCGUGCUUGUAAAGCUAAGGGAACUUGUUCUGUGCUGCUGAGAUUGUACCAUUCCUGGAAAAGACAAGAGUAGCUUUCUUUUGACCUUUUAUCUGAUUGUGAAUCUGUUGGUUGGCUAUUGCUUCUUGUUGCAUUCCUCUGUGCCAAUUCCUUUCAUUGGUACCACUGAAGUCAGCCAUUACAGUCAAGGAACAGAAUUACAGGGUACAACGUACUGUAUGUAAAGGAAAAGACAUUUGUCAGGAAACGUCUAGAAUCAGAGGGCAAGAAGUGUGAUCCGUGAUUCAUACAAUGUAACAAUCAGCCUAUGGGAUCCACUGCUGUUCAGCUGUUUGUCAGAUAUGAGCCUGCACGCUAGGUUCCACUGGGCUACUCUUAGUCUCUGUUGUUUGCGCAUGAAAAUCAGCAAUAUGGGGGAAAAGGAUUAUUGAAACUAUAUGCAUGUUAAGAGGGAUUCUAAAAGUGUUUAUUUAAAACUGUUCUCUAUUAGUACCACACCAAAAAAAGAUAUAGAUACAACUGCUCUAUAUUUGGAGUUAACUUGUUAGUUUGUUCUUAACAAGGGUAUGUUAAGAUGUUGUUAACGGAACAGGAAGAACGCCAGUCAAUUGUUGCAAUGUAAAAGCAUCUUGAAGUUCCAUUCAUGCUGUGCCUAAUUCCAGAGUAGCUUUCAUUUCACCUGUCGUUCUGUGUUAGUUUCCAGUUCUCCGUUCAUUGUCUAGUACAGCAUUUAUCUACCGUUACAAAAAGAUGACUAAUUUACGCUUCAGUGUUUUUUUUUCUAUGUUUUUGUUGACGUUUUGCAUGUGUGCGCGCGCGUGCAUGUGUUUGUUUGUGUACAUUUUCAGAAGUGCGUACAUCAGAGAAGGCGAUGUAUGGUGUGCUUGAAGUAAAACAUGGUGUACCACUUUGGUAACAGUGAGCAGGAAAAGCCUUUCUCAGGGUUACUGUCAGUUGAGGAGGAGGGGUAGCAGAGAUCAUUUGCUCAGGCCUCAACAAAAGAAUGAACGUUCGGAUUAUUCUUCUCCAACAAAUCACUGGAUAAACAAACGAAACCCUUCUGUGAGCGCGUUUGCGUCAGCUGCCAAAGAUCACAGUGUGAAACUACCCGUAUGACGUGCCCGCGUGCUGGCAGAGGGCAGGGGCAAUGGCCAAUCAGCCAGGACUACUCUACAACCGCUACUAUACCGCUAGAAGUAUGAUACACGUACCGAAUGUAGGGGUUUAAGUUGGACCGCAUGUGGCGCACAGCUGUGCUGUGGCUUGGUCAACAACAGUAGAGCUCGCUUUUCAAAUGCACCUGUUUCACUGUGAAGAGUGAAUGUAAUUUAAGUAUAGAUAAAAUCAAGGUUGGUUGAUUCUAUCAGACCUGUAAGCUGCUAUGAGACGCGUAAGGAACAUUCCACUGGGGAGUUAAAAACAAACAGAAAAUGGCCAAAUGUCUGCAUGAAAUGACUUAUUUUUUUACUAUUUUAUUCUUUAUUUUCUUAAGAGUACCAGGAUCCAGUAGAGUGUAGUACACUCAGUGUACAUACAGAGGUAGUUGUGUAGGCCAGUCUCACUGCAUGUUUACAGGCAUGGCAGACUGGUGAUACUUCGUUAAAGAUGCUCACUUGGUCUAUUACAGGUUACAACUUUGUUGGACAACCCCUUUUUUUGUUCUCUUUGACAUUUUAUUAUUUCUGGACACUUUAUAUGCAUUUGUAAUCCAAAUCGAUCUUGUUGAAUUGAAAGAAAAUGUGUAGCUCCAAUCAGCUGCUUGGAGUGCAGGUCCAUCUCAGAGUUAACUGUUGCCUGUAAAAGCUUGUUGGGUUCAGAGAGCUACAAUACCUUACAGCGAAAUGACCUCAUGCCAGCCUUAUUAAGAGUGUUAUGCUUGGUCAUGAGAUCUGAGGAAAAUCUAUGCUUCCUGCAUUUGGUUUUAUUCCAUUUUUGAAAACCUGAACCACUGUCAUGCCAGAGGUCUACUGUUGUGUGGGCCAGGAGGGAGGCAACCUUGAAACAAGCCAGAUCUCUUUAGGGCUGGCUUGCUGUACAGCAAUGUCAGAAACUAUGCAAGUGGAAUGCAUAUUAUGCAGUGGCUCUUUUUUUCCUUUUUUUUUUUUUCUUCCUGUCACUUACAAAUGAAAAUAACUUGCUACGAUACUAGGCCUUAUUAUCAUCAUUAUUAUUGUUUUAAGAUCUUGAUUCUUCGGAAGCCAAACUCUGUUUCCAAGGCGACCGUGGGUAACAGACAUGGUCUCUAUGAGACUGGCCCGCAGGCCCCAGUUUUAAGUGGUACGAAUGUUGUGCAUUUGUUAAAAUCAGGACAGUUUGCAAUAAAAGAAGUCAUACAUCACAAGUGGCCACCAUGGGGGCACGAACAGUGCGAACACCUAGGCUGCCACCAUGAGCUUUCGGGGAGGGGGGAAUUCAUGAAAACUCAGUGCAUAUUUGUAUAUAUCAAUACAUAUACUCUUAUGCAACACAAAGUCCAGGUUCUAUUUAUGAACAUUAAAGUUUGUAAGUGUUGUUUUGCAGAAAUGGUUUUACCAUCUUAAAUGUUGAAAUAUUUGGACCUGUGUGUUUUGUCUCAACUUUUUGUCUCAAAUGAGCACAUAGCAUUGGAUUUUAUAUGUACAUCUGCAAAUGGGAAUUCCACUGGAGCAGGGGUGAAAAUGCCAGGUAUGGGGAGAAUUUUAUUGAUCAGAAAUGUGACCCAAGGUUUCACGACAGCUAGAGAAGGAAGAGUAUAUUUUAAAAAAACUGACAGAUAUUGGGUAAACCAGCCGAAUGUUGAUUUGAAUCAUGUUGGAUGAAUGCUUCUUCUUUUAAUCAGUAAAUAAAAGCAUUAUAAAAGUGUUA
Molecule: messenger RNA, 6680 nt
Organism: Esox lucius (northern pike)
Lineage: Eukaryota; Metazoa; Chordata; Actinopteri; Esociformes; Esocidae
Product: F-box only protein 33
Exons: 4
Coding region: 141-1613 (490 amino acids)
Biological process (GO): SCF-dependent proteasomal ubiquitin-dependent protein catabolic process; positive regulation of protein ubiquitination
Cellular component (GO): SCF ubiquitin ligase complex
Molecular function (GO): protein binding
Source: RefSeq, a predicted model, not a curated record